ACUGUCCUCUAUGAUGGCCACCUUUAUCACAGCACAAACAGUGCUAAUAUGCUACUGCACUGUAUUAUUAGGCCACUGUGCAGUGGCUUCAUUAAAAAGGCACCGCUGCACAUUUAAUGAAUGUGUAGACACACCCACUAAGUUUAAACCUAGUUCAUCAUUGUAAGACUUGUAUAGCAAGGUGCAUGGGAACAGUUUUUAUUUAGUGCUAAACGUUUGUUAUUUGCUGUCUGUCUUUUCAGACACUGGACAGACUUGAUAAUCAUUCAUCCAUAAACGUAGAGGAUUAUGAUGAGAUUAAUGGUGAAAUUGGACUUCCUGUGAUGCCCAGGGAAUGCUCAUUUUGAAAUUUGGGCAACUGACCACUGCUCAGGGAGGAAGGAGAUAGGCCAUAAAGAUUGUGUUCAGAGGACGAGACAUUUCUGAAACAGAAGCCAAAGCAGCAGGAGCCUUGAUGCAUCCAGACCACAGCUGGCCAGCUCCCAAUGGGAGGGGAGGUGUCCCAGAGGCAGAGGCUAUGUUGUAGACUUGGGCAGGACACUGGUGCUUCUGUAAUAGAAGAAGACAAAAGCCUGGGAUCCAGGUGAGAGACUUCUGACCCUGACUUGUUGCGGGAUGCCAGGCUUACAGUAAGCAGUGGUAGCUGCACAUCUCCAGCUGCCUAUUCCCUUGCAGCCAGCUCACCCUAGGUAGGGAUCUCCUGGCUGACAGUGGGUGCAACUCCUUUACCUGGAUGGGACUCUCCCCUGUCUGGGCACCAGGGUUUUGCCAUUGCCUGGCCUCUCUAGCUGCAGUUUUCUUCUUAAACUAACAGAAGCCCCCAGCUCUGUUAUAGUGAGCACUGCAGUAAGAGGGCAGAAAGGCGCAAAUGCUUAUGCAUGGGACCGUACACUUAAUCCACUGUGCUAAAGUGGAGAGUAAUCUGGGAAUGGUAAUGUAUCAAGGGUUUUGGUUUUUUUGAAAAAUGGGAUUAGCAAAUUGUUCCCCAAAACUUGGUUUAAUCUGUUAUGGCUGGAUUUCAUGGGCUUGCUCACCUUGAGUAAAACAUGGACUGUCAUUGCCUGUCUCAGUGUAAUCAGCAUGAGUAAAGAGCAAAAAUAAUAUUGCCCUGAUCAUACAAGAGGCUGGCUGCAGUCAAAUGUGUCUGACUGAGAAUAUACCAGCGAUGCAUCCUGAUGGUCAAGUUGUUGAGAGACACUUGAUUCACCUGCUUGUGAGUGGGGUGGAUGAGAAGGAAUUAUUUUACUUCUAGGUGACACUUCAUUCCCUCUAUAAAAGGCAAAAUAUUUUAUACUGUAUUACAUACUCACUUUGGAUGUUCCAUUGCAGUUUAGUUUUGUUUGCUGAUGGAAAUAAUGGAAAACCAAAGCAGCCAAAUAAGCGACUUGCUCUUGCAUGCCCUCGAUGAUCUCACCCAGGAAAACUUCAAAAGGUUUAAAGACAAAUUAUUACACAUUGACUUUAAAGGGAAAGAUAAAAGGAAAGAUAAAAUUCCCCAAGGGCAUCUGGAAAACGCUGACAGGAUAGAUACUACGAACCUCCUUAUACAAUUCUAUGCUGGAGAUGAUGCAGUUGAUGUGAGUAUAGAAGUCUUCACUCUGAUCAAUCUCAGAGAUGCUGCUGCCAAACUAAGAGAAGGGAAGGAAGAGCUGGAGCAGAAUGAGAAAACACCCAAGAUGCCAGUAAAAGGUCCAAGAAGCCUUACCUCAACCACCGGAUGUUCCCUGUCACAACCUCGAACCAGGGGAUUGGAUCUACGUAAAGGUCUAUCAACGGAAAAACGCACUUCAACCCAGAUGGAAAGGACCUUUCCACCCAAUUACAGGGUGAAGUACAGAUAACAUAUAGUGAAGGAGUACAAGAUAAUAGCUGACAGGAAUGCUUGUCCUUGUGAGGCUGUGACUCUGCACAGCAGAUACACUAAACUGAUUAUGGUAAAUGAGCAUCGUUCUGAAAAGGAAAGAGAACAUGAAAUAGUGGACACUGGGCGGAGACAUGCAGAAAUAAUGAAGAAACAGGCUAGUUCUGUGAUUACCAUGAACAACCUUUUUAAACCUGGUAAGGAUGGAUGAGCACCACAAGUCAUUAUGCUGGUGGGAGCUUCAGGGAUUGGAAAAACCAUGACAGCAAGAAAGAUCAUGCUGGACUGGGGAGCUGGAAAACUCUACAAACAGCAGUUUGAUUAUGUGUACUACAUCAACUGUAGGGAAAUGAACCUACUUACUCAGGAGAGAAGUGUGGGUGACAUGAUUUUGAAAAGUUAUCCAACUAAAAAGGAACUAGUUGGGCAAAUUCUGGCAAAUCCAGAAAAGCUUCUCUUCAUAAUGGAUGGUUUUGAUGAACUGAGAUUUUCCUUUGAUCAGCUAGAAAGAGAUCUGUGCUCUGAUCCCUUGGAGAAGAAGCCAGUGGGAAUCAUCCUGAGUAGUUUAUUGAGGAGAACGGUUCUCCCUGGAUGCUACUUGCUAAUCACCACCAGACCAACGUCUCUACAGAAAGUCGGGCAGUAUUUGAAGAACUCACGUUAUGUGGAGCUCCUGGGGUUCUCUGAAGAGGACAGGAAGAAAUAUUUCCAAAAGUUCUUUGGAAAUGAAAAACAGGCUUCAGAAGCCUUCAAACUUGUCAGAGAAAAUGAAAUUCUCUUCACUAUGUGCUUUGUCCCUGUCGUGUGUUGGAUCAUCUGCACGGUUCUGAAACAACAGAUGGAAAGGGGGGAAGAGCUUGCACAGGCUUCACAGACUGUCACAGGAGUGUAUCUGCACUACUUAUGCAAUUUGGUCGAACCUUCUGGCAGUGGUUCAAAGUCACAGAUGCAAACACAUCUGAGGAGACUUUGCUCCCUGGCUGCUGAUGGCAUUUGGGAGCAGAAGAUACUCUUUGUUGCAGAAGAAAUCAAGUGAUAUAGCUUAGAUCAGGUAGACUUGCUCCCCCUCUUUCUGAAUGAGAGCAUUAUUCAAAGAGACAUUGACUGUGUGAGUGCAUACAGCUUCACUCACUUAAGUUUCCAAGAGUUUUUUGCAGCUUUGUCCUACAUACUGGAGGAAGAUGAGGGUCCAGAGAAAGAUUCAGCUAUUUCCAAAAGACAGGUGAAAAGUCUACUGGAGUACUGUGGGGAGUCUAAAAAGCAUUUGAGGUUAACACUGCAAUUUCUGUUUGGUUUAUUAAAUGAGAAGAGAAUGAAAGAUAUAGAGGAAAAACUUGGUUGCAAAACGUCAUCUGCAAUUAAGUCAGAGUUACUGACAUGGCUAGCUACAUAUUGCCAAGCAGCAAAUCACAAGAGAGAUGAUCUUGAGGUAUUUUAUUUUUUGAAUGAGAUCGGAGAAGAACAUUUUGUUAAGGAAGUAUUGAAUCAUUUCACUGAAGUAGAGAUACAAGAUAAGACUUUUACCCAAAUGGAUCACAAAGUUCUCCUGUUUUGUAUAAGGAAAUGUCAUAAUUUGGAGUCACUUCUGUUGCCGUUUUGUGAAUUUAACUCUGAAGUCCCCAAAGAAACAAUAUUCCAAAGACUGCUGAAGGGGUGUUAUAAGGAAGAACCAAAGCCUUCACCUAUUUACCCGCUCUGUCAAGCACUGAAAGACUCAAACUGUAAACUAAAGAAGUUGCAACUGCAUUGGUGUGAACUCACAGAAGCCAGUUGGGAGGAUCUUGCCACCGUUUUUUCCCACUGGAGCCUGAUAGAUUUGGAUCUCUGUCGUACUUUUAUGAAAGAUUGUGUAAUAAGGCAGCUGUGUGAGUGGAUGAAACAUCCAAACUGCAAGUUACAAAGACUGGGGCAAGUAUCGCUUGACUUCUCUGCAUUUAUUAAGUCCCCUGCAUAUAUGUCGCUUUAUAGGUAUGUGACUGAUUCACUGAGGAAUUGUGGUCUGGAAGCUGUUGGCUGUGAGUAUCUCUCCUCUGCUCUCAGCACCAGCCAGACCCUGACAGAGCUGGACCUGCGCUGGGUCAACCUGGAAGAUGGAGGAGUGUGUCUGCUGUCCUGCUGCAGACUUGGGAGUUGCCGUCUGAAAGAUGAUGGCUGGAAGUCUCUCUCUUCUGCUCUCAGCACCAGCCAGACCCUGACAGAGCUGGACCUGCAGUGGAACAACCUGGAGGAUGGAGGAGUGCGUCUGCUGUGUGAAGGACUGAAAGACCCCAACUGCAAACUGCAGAAACUCAGAUUGUACCACUGUGGUCUGAAAGCUGUUGGCUGCGAGUAUCUCUCCUCUGCUCUUAGCACCAGCCAGACCCUGACAGAGUUUGUCCUGGACACAAAAAAACUGGAAGAUGGAGGAGUGCGUCUGCUGUGUGAGGGACUGAAACACCCCAACUGCAAACUGCAGAAACUCUGCUUGGGGCAUUGUGGUCUCAAAGUAGCAGAUUUUGAGAACCUCUCCUCUGCUCUGAGCACAAGUCCAAAUCUGACAGAGCUGAAGCUGUGUGAGACACAGCUGGAAGAUUCAGGACUACGCUUGCUGUGUGAGGGACUGAAACAUCCUGAAUGCAAACUGAAGAAAAUAACGUUGAAAGGGGUAAGUGGAAGUAAAGAAAUGCAGCUAGAGAUGGAUGCUGUGAAAGAGAGGAAACCUGAUCUUGUUAUUGAAGAGGAACAGAACGGAGUCAAUUGCCAUUAUGUGUAAGCGAGCAAAUCACGUACACAGCUUAAGCUAUGAGGAAGUCAAAGGGCAUGACCCCAAACUGCUAGGCUAAGCACAAACUAGAACAAUUCUAGUUUAGUAAAAACAGGAUACUAGUAUAGAAAGAGUGUAGCUAUUGAUAGAUUAGUGUAUCUGUUACUAUGCAUAUGAUGUCAUACUUCCUAUAUCAUACUUGCUAUAUAAUCAAGCUGUGUGCGAAGUAGAACAACAGACAGUUUCAUCUUGGGGCAGUUGUCUGUUCAGAAUGCAUUCUUUAAUAAAUCAGUUCUUUAAACUUA
Alligator mississippiensis (American alligator) is the source of this 4909-nucleotide messenger RNA. RefSeq names its product NACHT, LRR and PYD domains-containing protein 3. The record is from RefSeq and is a predicted model, not a curated record. Gene Ontology annotation, cellular component: cytoplasm. Lineage: Eukaryota; Metazoa; Chordata; Crocodylia; Alligatoridae. The transcript is spliced from 12 exons. Gene Ontology annotation, molecular function: ATP hydrolysis activity; protein binding.